GUGUUUGAUCCUGUGCCAGUUACGCUCGUUUAAAGGUGGUAUUUAUACACACACCUGUCGAAUGCAUUUAAAGUAGUUCAAUACAGGUAAUACUCAACUGUCGUUAUCAUAAUCCUUCAAUGGUUUAAAUUGAACAAUUUACCCCCGAGCUCGCGUAGUCUGGUUAGCUGGGUCGGGUGAUAGACAAUACGAAGCCAGGCGAGAAGGCUGUAAACUGGGUUGUGGUAGGAUUUUCAAUUAACAUUCAUUCAUCUCGACCGGUCUGUCGUGUGAAGUCACUGCCACGAAGUGUGGAGUAUAGAUUGACUCGGAGGAGUUGCCAAGUGCCAGUUGGGGUUUGACCACGACCAGUUGAUAGUGUGGCCAUUUAAUUGAGAUGAAACGAUGGAAAUAUGUGUGGUACUAAAAGAAAACGUGCAAUAGUGUUGUGAGUUUCUUUUUUUAACAUUUAUUGACGAUUAUAUUGGAUAUUAUUUUUCGUCCUGGUUGGAUUUAUCGGAUAGCGGACAUCAUGUUUAUAUGUGUAAAGUACGGGGACAACGAGAGCCUAAUAUGUAACCCCAUGUGCGCCGUCAUCAACCUCCUCAACAGCAUCAAACGACGAGCAGGUUACGGCAACACAAACGUCACUGUGGACCUGUCGGACGAGACCGGUCUGGUUAAGGAAUUGGAUAUGCAUAAACAUGAGUAUGCAAAUAAGUAUCUGACGUCACAUGGUACCUACAUAUUGGUACAGAAGGAGAUGAUGUCGGACAAUGUUUCUAUAGAUUCUGGGUCGACACCCUUACCGUCCCAGUACCAGUAUACGCCGCUCUUACAAGAGCUUGAAGAACACUUCCCCAACUAUAAACUUCACGUAGAGAACCUCCAACCUAAGGUGACUAGAAAACGGACCGGAAACAAGUCUCCGAGUCCGGCCGGAAGGUACAGCUCCAAAUCCAAAAAACCGGACGGAGUGUCAAAACGAGCCACAGCGAAGAAAAGGCAAUGACGUGGAAGAUAAUCUAUAACUA
Messenger RNA from Mizuhopecten yessoensis (Yesso scallop), 1013 nucleotides. RefSeq lists its product as uncharacterized. Lineage: Eukaryota; Metazoa; Mollusca; Bivalvia; Pectinida; Pectinidae. Bases 512 to 991 code for a protein of 159 amino acids. The record is from RefSeq and is a predicted model, not a curated record. The transcript is spliced from 2 exons.